GAUCCGAGAUAGUUCGAGUAAUGCCCUCAUAUAGCUCGCAAGUCUCGCAAUGCGUACAUGUCUGUGUAAUUAAUUAUAAUUAAUAAUCAGUGUCUUAUGAUAGAUCGAGUUUUAUUGAGGAUUGUUGCAGCAGUAAGAACGAACAAGAUGAAGGUGCUUCUGUGUGUCACUGUCGCCGUGCUGGUGUGUGGAGCGUUCGCCAAGAACAAGAAGAGCGAAGAUAAUAAAGUGAAAAUAGCGCUGUACUACGAAAGCUUGUGCCCCGACAGCAAAAGAUUCAUCACGGAGCAGCUGGCCCCCGUGUGGCGGGACUUCAAAGGCUCCGUCAAAGUCAAACUUGUGCCAUAUGGCAAGAGCACGCACGACAAGGUGAACGGCAAAUGGCAGUUUAACUGCCACCACGGCCCUGAUGAGUGCUACGGUAACAAGGUCCAAGCUUGCAUCCUGAAGGACAAGGUCCUGGCCGACACGGAGAAGAUGGAUUUGGUCAUCUGCCUCAUGGGACAGGCCAGCCCUGACAAGUCGCUCGACACGUGUCUAGAGAAGAUAAGCAAGCUAUCAGAGUCGACCAAGCUGAAACAGUGCGCGAGCGGCACUCAAGGAGACAACCUGCUCGCUGGUUACGGAGACAAGACUGAUGGCGUACAGCGACCUCUGGCGUUCGUGCCCACCAUCGUGGUUAACGAGAAAUUCAGCCAAGAAAACCAGGAUGCGGCUUUCACCAACCUGAAGUCCGUGAUCUGCCGCGUCGCCACCGGCACCAAACCUUCCGCCUGCUAACACUUCAUACAAACAUACAUACAUACAAACUUCAUACAUACCUAUACACAUUGAUCUAAUAUUACUAUGUAGAACCGGUACAGAGAACCAGUAUUUUGCGCCAUGAGUUGUUGUUUUAACAAACCCUAGAACCGGCGUGGAGAGCGUGAAUCUCGCGACCUAGCGCCACUUGCACCAUUCCACUAACCCCGGGUUAACCGGUUAAACCUGGAGUUAACAUGGUUACCAGUACAAUGUAACACUAAGUUAACGGUUUAACCGCUUAACCUCGGGUUAGUGGGAUGGUGCAAGUGGCCCCUAAACACGUAAGCGCCAUGAACUUUACGUAGUUUACGACGUUUAGGUCGCACGGUACAGGUUACGAUUAC
Messenger RNA from Cydia splendana, 1148 nucleotides. RefSeq names its product GILT-like protein 1. Gene Ontology annotation, molecular function: oxidoreductase activity, acting on a sulfur group of donors, disulfide as acceptor. The transcript has 7 exons. Bases 97 to 780 code for a protein of 227 amino acids. The record is from RefSeq and is a predicted model, not a curated record. NCBI's taxonomy places the organism in Eukaryota, Metazoa, Arthropoda, Insecta, Lepidoptera, Tortricidae.